This is a messenger RNA of Bubalus bubalis (water buffalo), 375 nucleotides long. Its product is annotated as cytochrome c oxidase subunit 7B, mitochondrial-like. Bases 1 to 255 code for a protein of 84 amino acids. The transcript has a single exon. NCBI's taxonomy places the organism in Eukaryota, Metazoa, Chordata, Mammalia, Artiodactyla, Bovidae. The record is from RefSeq and is a predicted model, not a curated record. Gene Ontology annotation, biological process: mitochondrial electron transport, cytochrome c to oxygen.
AUGUUCAACCUCAGCAUGUUUCCGGCCGAAAACGCACCAAGUCGUCUGAGAGUUCAAAGCAUUCAGCAAGCAGUGGCAGGGCAGAUCCAUCAAAAGCGGGCCCCUGAUUUCCAUGACAAAUAUGGUAAUGCUGUAUUAGCUAGUGGAUCCACUUUCUGUGUUGCUGUAUGGGUAUGUAUGGCAACACAAAUUGAAAUAGAGUGGAACCCAUCGCCUGUUGGCAGAGUCACCCCAAAGGAAUGGAGAGAACAGUAAUCAUCCCAGCUGAUUUAAUACUGAAUUGUUUCAAAAUCAACUCAUAAUUAAUUCCAAGUAAAAGUACUAUGUACCCAUUAAAAUAUAGCAUGUUUGAAGAAAUAAAGUAUAUCUGAAACC